CCUCCUCACUGAGGGCUGCACAGCUGGCAAUUUACAGACAAUAACGCCGUCAGGAGUAAAUUGGCUGCUCGGUGGACCACUGGCCCGCAGAUCAGACCUGUGUGUGACGGAGGACAUGAAUUAACACAAGUUCUGGGAUAUUAAUUGAAUCCUUUUUGUCUGCGGGGGACUCAGUUUGGAUCAGCUCCCCCUCCUGCGGCUCCCCACUCUCCACUGGAACCGUUAUAACCUCCUCAUACUGCAAACAUAAGCUGACAUCAUGGAGAAGUCAAGACGCAGGCAUCAGUUUGCAUUCAGCCUUCUGUUUGGGUUCUGGUUAACUUGCUGUCUGGCCCAGACGACACCGUCAAGCAGAGCCACGCCGACUCCCACAUCGGCACCCACGCCGGCACCCACACCGUCCCCGUCCCCGUCCCCCAAGCCACUGACCGAUCGGCUAAAGGUCAGACUGGCUGGAUACCCUCGAAAACACAACGAGGGUCGGGUCGAACUUUUCUACAAGGGAGAGUGGGGAACCAUCUGUGACGACGACUUCUCGAUAACCAACGCCAACGUGCUCUGUCGCCAACUGGGCUUCGUCUCAGCCACGGGGUGGACGCACAGCGCCAAAUAUGGCAAGGGCCAAGGGAAAAUCUGGCUGGACAACGUGAUGUGUGGCGGAGGCGAGAAGAGCAUUGAAUUCUGCAAGUCCCGCGGCUGGGGCAACAGCGACUGCACCCACGACGAGGACGCCGGCGUCGUGUGCAAAGACGAGAGGAUCCCCGGCUUUGUGGACCCAAAUGUUAUCGACGCUCACGUCGAUGAAAACAAGGUAGAGGAGGUGCGUCUCCGGCCCGUGGUCGCCGUGGCCAAGAAGAGGCUGCCCAUCUCGGAGGGCGUCGUGGAGGUGAAAUACAAAGACGGCUGGGCGCAGAUCUGCGACGUGGGAUGGUCCAUCAAAAACACACGCGUGGUCUGCGGCAUGCUGGGAUUCCCCCAUGAGAGGAAAGUCAACAAGAACUUCUACAAACGUCUGAAAAAGCGAGCGGCUGAGAAGGUCUCCAGGCCAAAGGUUAAUGUCUCAGCCGGUGGAAGGCCGACUUCCAAAGCUAAAGCUAACUCUAAGUCUAAACAGAGCAGCCCUGGCAAAAGAUUAUAUUUGGAGCGUCAGAAGAACCACUUCCACAUUCACUCUGUGGCGUGUUUGGGCACAGAGGUCCACCUGGCAGCCUGCCCCCUGGAGUUCAACAAGCCAAACGCCACAUCCACCUGCGAUGGCGGCAUGGCGGCCGUCGUCAGCUGCAUGCCGGGGCCGCUCUUCAUGCAGAACAGUGGCCUGAAGAAGAAACUUAAAACUUCGAGAAACGUGAGGCUGAAGGGAGGUGCCAAGCUGGGCGAGGGCCGGGUGGAGGUGCUGAAAGACAACGAGUGGGGGACGGUGUGCGACGACCGCUGGAACCUGCAGUCGGCCAGCGUUGUCUGCAGGGAGCUCGGCUUCGGCAGCGCCAAGGAGGCUCUCACCGGGGCCCGCAUGGGCCAAGGAAUGGGUCCGAUCUACAUGAACGAGGUGAAGUGCGUCGGCCAGGAGAAGUCCAUCUGGAACUGCCCCUUUAAAAACAUCACCUCAGAGGACUGUCAGCACAUGGAGGACGCCGCCGUGCGCUGCAAUGUGCCCUACAUGGGCUUCGAGAACUCGAUCCGACUCACCGGAGGACGGACCCGUUACGAGGGCCGCGUGGAGGUGCUGGGCUCAGACUCUAACGGGACGCAGAGCUGGGGUCUGAUCUGUGGAGAGAGCUGGAGCCCCAAGGAGGCCAUGGUGGCCUGCAGGCAGCUGGGCCUGGGCUACGCUAACCAGGGCCUGCAAGAAACGUGGUACUGGGACAGCAGUAAUGUGACGGAGAUGGUGAUGAGCGGCGUGAAGUGCACGGGGACCGAGAUGUCUCUGAGCCAGUGCCAACAUCACAAAACGGUCAGCUGCCAGAAGUCGGCUGCAAAGUUUUCAGCCGGAGUCAUCUGCUCCGACACGGCCUCUGACCUGGUCCUGAACGCCCCUCUGGUCCAGCAGACGGUUUACAUCGAGGAUCGUCCCCUGCACAUGCUCUACUGUGCUGCAGAGGAGGACUGUCUGUCCAAAUCUGCAGCCAAGGCCAACUGGCCCUACGGACACCGCCGGCUGCUCCGCUUCUCCUCCCAGAUCCACAACAUCGGCCGGGCCGACUUCAAGCCGAAGGCCGGGAGGCACUCGUGGGUUUGGCACGCCUGUCACGGUCACUACCACAGCAUGGACAUCUUCACCCACUACGAUCUUCUGAACGCCAACGGGACCAAAGUGGCCGAGGGACACAAAGCCAGUUUCUGUCUGGAGGACACAGACUGUCAGGAGGGUGUUUCUAAGCGGUACGAGUGUGCCAACUUUGGUGAUCAGGGCAUCACUGUGGGCUGCUGGGAUUUGUACCGUCACGACAUCGACUGCCAGUGGAUCGACAUCACUGACGUCAGACCUGGAAACUACAUCCUGCAGAUCGUGAUCAAUCCAAAUCAGGAGGUGGCCGAGAGCGACUUCACCAACAACGGCAUGAAAUGCAACUGCAAAUAUGACGGACAUCGAAUCUGGCUCCAUAACUGCCACAUCGGUGAUGCAUUCAGUGAGGAGGCAGAGAGAAGAUUUGACAAAUACCCCGGGCAGCUGAAUAACCAAGUUUCUUAAUAAACAAUCAUUUUUUUAUCAACAAUAUGAGACCCACUGUGAGGGUUUAAUGAGUAAAAACACCUCGUUUGCUCAAAAAGAAAGACACAAACCUUUGUCAUUGAAGAAGCCAGCAGUAUUUUCUCCUCCGGUGAAUGUGUUGUACGUCUGAGUUAUUAUACUUGAAUAUUCAAGUGUUUUUUUUUAAAGCUUCUUUUCUCAGUCUAAUGUGAGCUAAUGCUAUAUUUUUAUCACAAAAUAGGAUUUUAUGAAGUCAGUCUGUGUAUGACGAAAUGUACAGCCUUCUAUUGAAUGUUUAUAUUCCGAGUUAUGAAUGAGGUUUUAUUUUGUUUUCUUAUUUUUUUAUAACCAGGUUUUGUUUGUACUUGGAGCGGGCUGGUUCAGAACUACCUGAGGUGUUAGCGUUAGCUGUUAGCGGCAGCAGAACAGGAACAAGUGCAGCUCUGUGAGAGUCUUACAGGUCUGGAGUGCAACUUCAUACUGGGUUUAAAAGUAACUAGUAACUAAAGCUGCCAGUUUAAAGUGUAGUUGAGUCACUGCGAUGUGGUGGAGAGGAAGUAUCAGGCUGCAUAAAGUAGCACAACUCGAGUAAAAUACAAGUACCUCACAUUUGUACUUGAGUAAGCGUACUUAGUUUCAUUCCAUCUCUGGGAAUUACUGAUAAAUGAGAUAAGAAAGUCCUGUUUCCAAAAAACCUGCCGGUGCCUCAGAACACAGCGCACUUGAUGAGUUUUAUUUUGAAGGGUCCACGUGUUGCACAAGAGAAAAAGAAGGUUUUCACAUCACUUCCUGUUCAGUUUUCUGCCAUCUUUGUUCACACCUGCCUCCACAGUUCCAUUUUGUGAAUGUAUUUAUUACUACUAUCAAGGUGCUCAAGAACAACACGUGUUCCUUAUUAGCAUUACGGUCAGUUUGAAGCCAUCGUUAGCUUUAGUCCGUGUGUAUUAUUAAUAGCCGUUUAGAGUCAGAACAUAGAUGUUAUUGGGCAGAGACAAAAAAAAUACUACAAUUACACCCACGAAUCGCUGUCUGUACGCUGAUGUAAUCACACCUGCUACACACAAUAAAAAAAAGGAUUGGAAUAAUAAAUAA
Acanthopagrus latus (yellowfin seabream) is the source of this 3781-nucleotide messenger RNA. It is a transcript of the gene loxl3b, whose product is annotated as lysyl oxidase-like 3b. Gene Ontology annotation, cellular component: membrane. Bases 260 to 2689 code for a protein of 809 amino acids. Gene Ontology annotation, molecular function: protein-lysine 6-oxidase activity; copper ion binding. The record is from RefSeq and is a predicted model, not a curated record. The transcript has 16 exons. Lineage: Eukaryota; Metazoa; Chordata; Actinopteri; Spariformes; Sparidae. Gene Ontology annotation, biological process: peptidyl-lysine oxidation.